Molecule: messenger RNA, 6414 nt
Organism: Geodia barretti
Lineage: Eukaryota; Metazoa; Porifera; Demospongiae; Tetractinellida; Geodiidae
Source: the annotation of a GenBank genome assembly
AAAGGUCAGUAACGACGCCGAACGACGGGCGACCCCUGGCUGUUGUAAUUUUCAAGAGAUCGAGAAGGGACAUGGCGCUGGCUACGGACGCCAACAUCAGCAGGUUGCAGCAGAUGUUUCCAACGGUGGAAGGUGACGUUAUCGCUAUCAUCCUCAACGAUUGCGGAAACAACGUGGAGCAGUGUAUCAAUCAUUUACUAGAGAUGAGUGAAGAGAUCAUAUCUCAUACUGGCCCCUCCCAUCACGACAUUGUGAAACAGGAUAGCUGGCCCAGUGUGUCGCAGUCUUCAACUAAGAAACCACAGCACAAUAAGAGAUCUCCUAGAAAAAGAUCCCCUGGCCCCCCAUCGCGAAAUCCAGGGGGUCCCGGGAACAGGCCCCCAGGGGGAAACCCUUCGUUUCAGGAGGGUAAUGGCAAGAGAGUUGGGUCACCAAAAAAUGAGAUGAAGGAGAGACAGAUUAUGACAAAUCCAGGAGGGGGUGUGGCCAAGAAACCUCUGUUGGUGAAUCUGCCCCCUCCAAGGGGACCCGGAGUACCCCCGGUGGGGAAUAUUCCCCCUCGCCCCCCUCAUAAUCAAACUCCGCCCAACUGGCAGUACUAUUCCGGUGGACGUCCUACUUAUCCCCAUCCCCAGGCAAUGUUUGGUGGAGUGGUAUAUGGAGUAGGGGCCGACCAAAAGCACAAACUGCAACCGCGGAUUAUUGCACCGCCUGGUGGUAUACCUAGGGGACCACGUGGCGGCGCCGUGUUUAGACCCAAUGGUCAGUUUGGACCCGGUGGUCCCCCUCGGGGUAUAAUACCAAUUGGACCGAACGGUGCGCCAUUGGUACAUGGUGGUAUGGUUUUGAGAACUCCUGUGAUGCAACCACGUGGUGCAAUCCCUAUCAAUAUGAGACCUGGUGGUAUGGCUCUGGCCUACAAUGGUAGACCUUUGGUCCCUAGUGGCACCCCUGUCCCCCACCCUACGUCCGAACCACAAAAAACUACAAACGUGACAAACAAGCAAAGCCAAACGGUGACAACCACACCACAACCACUCAACUUGACUCAGACUGUAGUAAACAAUAACGGAAUGAGGACGUCGGGUUCGUCGGUGUCUGAUUCCCAUUCCCCGGAACCACACGGGACCGGGUGGCCAGUGGAGAUAGAGUCUGAGACCGGAACUGAACAUCUCUCCACCACCCAGGAUGACGUCGAGACUGGGGGAGAUAGUACAGGAGACAGUCGUAUGUUGGAGAAAAGCAGGCAGAGAGUGGCUGUCUUGGGCAAAGAACGACAGCCCCACUCCCGCUGAAAAGAGACUGAUUUUACUGAGAGGUCUUCCUGGUAGUGGCAAAAUCCACUCUGGCUAGAGAGAUCGCUGGCAAAAAUGGGGUCAUCUGCUCUACCGAUGACUUCUUCUAUAAUGACGGACGAUAUAUAUUUGAUGCUAGUAAGUUGGGUGAGUAUCACGAUCUAAAUAAGGAAAAAGCUCGAGAGGCAAUGCUGAUUGAGAACUCCCCUGUGGUAAUUGACAAUACCAACACCUCCGCCUGGGAGAUGAAACCUUAUGUUGAUAUUGCCAGUUCAAUGGGGUACAUGGUAGAAAUAGUAGAACCUACCACACCGUGGAGAUUUAACCCCUCUGAGCUGGCUCGGCGAAACAGCCACGGAGUCCCCCGGGACAAAAUUGAGAAAGAUGUUGGAGCGAUACGAGCAUGGAGUCACUGUUGAUAGCAUCCUCGCCCGCCGUAAACCGACGAGAGAGAGGGCCUCUCACAGCUUCUCAAGGAGAAGAGAAAACUGCGGCCGAGGUGGUCAUGUGACUAGUCAUGUGACUGGUCACAUGACCCCAGCCCACCCCCACUAUGCCCGAAGUUUCCGUCCUUCUCAGUCCCACAAACAACAGGAAACUUCUAAACCAACUUCUUCAUCUUCUCAUUUCUCACCCACUGAACUCACCUCGACCUCCGGCACCAAGACGUCUCAGGCUCCACCCAGCAACGUAUCUCUCUCUUCUUACUCGUCCAAUGGUCAAAUUUGUUCUUCCCAUAGCUCCCCUAACAUUGCUUCACCCCACUUUCCUGCUACCGCUGGUCCAUCCCAUGUUGCUCCUAAUCUUGGCUUACCCCGUCCUUCCCUUAACACUGCUCCUAACAUCGGCUUAUCCCACAUGUUCCUUCACAUGCUUCGACCCACGCUGCUCCAGACCUCGGCUCACAUAGUUAUAUAAACGUUGGCUUGUCUCCUAACACUGCUACAUCUGGUGCUGCCCCUAAUAUUAACUCCUCUUUUUCAUCCCCAAAACUUGGCCCAACUUCUAUUUCUAGCGGUACCCAACAAACUCACUCUACUGGCAAGUCUUCUGUCCCUAUUACAUCAUCCCACUCUCUCCCAAAUCUUGGUAAAACAACCAACAGCAGUGGUGCAUCAGGCAGAAACGACACCGCACCUUUCCUAUCGCCUCCUCUACCGCCAACCGCACAGCUCCACAUGUCGAAACAUUCACCUGCCAACUUUAACUCCCUGCACGACCAGCGAGCUGGGAAUAAGUCAAACGCAGCGCAGUCCGUUGCUAUUUCUCCCUCUGGGGCUCCUGGUUCUACCGGUGAUCCUCUCUCUCCCUCCCCGUCCAAUCUCACCAAGGAGGAGGAAGAACAGAGGGCGGCAAAGAUGUCCAAGAUCUGGGGAGAAGGGAGACUCUCGGACGACACGGAGGCUCAUCUUGAUCGCGAGACGCAGACUGUUUGGGGGGAGGGGGUCUGGGACGCUGGGCUCUCUCGCCCUGUCCCGGGACGUAAAGGUGCCACUAGUGCAAAUUUGAGCUGGGACCGGUUUGGUAGUGGAAGUGGUUCUAACGGUUUGGGUUGGUCUGGUUCGGAGCGUGUGGGGGGUGAGGCGGUGAGCGAUCCUGUUGAAAUAAACGGCUUAGUGGGACACCCGCUGCCGUGCGAAUUUGGUCCAAUCGGCAAACAGACCAAACGAAAACAAGAUACCAAGACUGACGAAAAUGGUACCACAAAGACCAAAACAGCUACCAAUGGUACCACAUUGGUAGGUAAUCCAAAGGAAAAUGGCAAAGUCAAGAAAAACCGGGCAUCUGGUAAUGGAAGCCAUUCACACGACAAGACUAGUGAUACAGGGCAGGGCAGACGGCCGUCUCAUUCAACCAGACACAGAUCAUCCAGCACUGAGCUGUGGGUGUCGGCUGAAACUGAAACUUGGCCGUACGAGGAGCCCUCUGAGAACGUGUUCCACGAGGAGAAGAGAGAGGAGAGUGUGGAAAAACGCUCUGCAGGAAGCCUUGCUCCCACCUCACCCUCUCUCCCGAGUCACACACACAGGAACAAGUCACAUCUCUCGGACGGGUCGAAAUCUCCGAACCCCUCCCCUUGUGAACAAUCGGGAAGCUUUGCGGAUGACACCUCGUUCGAAGACCCAGCUAUUAUUAACAUGGUAAGGCAAUCCCCACUGCCUCUUGAAGGCGGGGCCCACUUACAAGAUCCUUCCUGGGGCGUCGACCUUGAACCGGAGAACCAAGAGCCGCUGUUUGCUCCGCCCAGUUCCGAGACGUCUCCCGAGCAGCAAAAGACACGUCCUUUGCCGUCCUCCAAACGUCUCUCUCUCCUACUCUCUCCCCCCUCACGUCAACCGGCCCCUGCCAAUCCCCACCUAAUUACCCACACGACCGACACACGUUUCAAUGGUGUCACUGCACCAACCGAUGCCUAUUUCAGUGGUGGAGCCACAUCACUGUCUCGUAGAGAAGACACGGCUCAUAGCUCUACCAACACAACUACUGUUCAGUGCAGCACACCCACCCUCAUACCCGAUGAUGAGGAGGAGGAAGGAGAACUGGUAGUGGAGGGUGGGAGAGACUAUUUCCCCUCCGCUUUUGAGACUGACAGACCGUCGCUUGCGCCUGGAUUAUGCUUGAACGAGAGUGGGGAAGUCCCCAAUAAUGCCGUCAUUAUUACCUCAUCGUUCGAUGCUGGUGUCGUGCCCAGUUCUCUACCGGUCAACUGUGUGUCGACGUCGCCAGCUGAAUCGGGCAACUGCGUAAGUCUGUGGCCCUCGGGAGAAAAGAGUGGGAAAGAGGGGGAGGGGCUUGUACCGUUGGAGGGGUCCCCACAUAGCAGUGUGCAAGAGGCCAGUGGAGAGAGUGUUUCGUACUGCAUUGGAUCAUCCUCUGGCGCGGCGGAGGAGAGACACGCGGAGGAAUUCAGUCCCUCAACGAAAGAGGUACCAAACGCUCAGAGUGACCUUGCGUUUCUCAAGGAGUGCUUCCCCGACCUCUCGCGUCCGUUUCUGAAGAAACUCCUGCAGCAGAGUGAUGGAAACGUCGAAGAGGCAGUGUCAACUGCACUAGUCUCUUCCGUCGUCUCCCCCACACAACCGCCCGUGGGAGCUGGCGAGAUGUUCAACUGGUCACCACUCACUGUUGACCCGUUUUACUUUGGAGGCGGUCUAAAUUACUGGGGGCUUGGGUCUGCAUUCAACGACGGGUCGUCCGCGGCGUCUAUGACUAGUGAGAGUGAGAUGGAGGGAGGAGGAGGGGGGGAAGAGGUGUGGGCAUCGGACGGUGACGAUGAGUGUAUGGAUGACGGCGAGAUAGCACGACUCAUCCAAGAAGAGCUGGAUCUUGAGGCUUCCUCUGAGGAGCCGAGCCUGGAGACAUUGUGGAAAUUUGCAGCCGGGGAGACGGAGAGGAGGGGGACUGAGGAAGAAGACGAUGAAAAUCUAGUUUUGAGGCUGUCUCGAUCUCUGGCGUCUCAACUGCAGCAGAUGUUUGGGUCUGUAGACAAACACCUCCCGGUGGAAGGUGAGCUAAGAGAUGAAGAUCUGAAGGUGCUACUAUCAGAAAGGGCCGCUCGCCAGAUCUGGCAGAAAUGGAUUGACACUCUUGAGGCAAAGAAAGUGGAGAUACUGCUGAACCAAGACUCUGCCGCAUCCAGAGCCAAGAGUGUGCCAGCGACCCUGGUGGCCAGUCCUGAUUCCAGACCACCUGAGAGGAGCAGUACGGAACCUGAACGACUCACUAGCAUCAUGGAUGAACAGUCGGCUCAGCAGACCUCCGCUAAACAAGUGCGGAGGGUGGUGAUGGCAGCGUGCAGCAAGAACAUGGCGCGGACGAUGAGGCUGAGGCAGCUGUACAGGCAGUUCAGGACUCUCAGCAAAGACACCAUCGAAUAUGUCCUCUUUAAGAACAGUUUCAAUUUCAGUUCUGCGGCUGCGGAACUCGAGAGAGAGAAAGCUUGCGAGGAAGGCGUCGACGGGAACGCAGCCAGUCAGUCUGGUCUGACCAGUUUUGCCGGGACUGCUGCCAAGACGACGACGGGUGCAGUCGGACCCAGUGACAAGCCCAGGGCCGCACUCCUCCAGCUACCUUCCAGAUCACCCAGCAGACGUAGAAGAAGACCAGCCAACAAGACCAAACAACCGACAAGAAACAAAGAAGUACCAAUUCAGUCAUUGGGGGGUCUGAAAGAUGCCCCGGCAUACGAUGACCUCAGGGCCGAGGCUGCUCUCCAUGCCAAACUGAGGAGCGAAGCCUUCCAGAAGGCGGCUCGGGCACGUGGCCUCAAGCAGGGAGAAGUCGCUCUCUACUAUGCUCAGAAGGGUCACUCUCACACCGAGAAGAUGAAGGAAGCAAACGGUCGUGCAGCUGCCCUCAUACUAAACCUCCAUAAUGACCUGUCCUCCCAGUUCCUUGAUCUCCACGGUCUCUACGUGGACGAGGCUCUGGCAGCUCUGGAGGGCAGACUCCAAUCAGCCACCGAUCAGGUGGUGCUGUAUGUGAUAACAGGAAAAGGCCUCCACAGUAAAGGGGAGGCAAGGAUCAAGCCAGCUGUCAUCAGCUAUCUCAACAGCAAGGCCUACAGGUUUGAGGAGCUCCCUGGUAAACUGAAAGUAAAACUUGCCUAACAGUUUCAUUACACUUUACCCAACCCCUUUAUACUUUUUGUUGGAAUGAUUAAAUUUUUUACCACAUCAAAAAUAAUAAUAUUACGUACACACACACAGGACCUGAAUGAAUAAAUACCAACAAUGAAACGUAGGACAGAGUAGUCUAGUUGUCCCUCGAUUCCAGUGUAGGUGAAGCACAGUAGUCACCCAGAGUAGUAGGAAGAAUUGGAGAAAGAUGCACAUUUUGACUGGUAGCAGAGGCCAGUUGGGACGUGGGACCGAGUCAGAAUGCCCUCGACUGCUGAGUAGUUCUCUGCAACAAGUAGUAGGAGACCGGUGACCAUGAUGACAGUUGCCACACUCUCUCUAACGACACCAGACCAGUUGUACUGGCUGCGUACGCUGAGACCCUCCGUCCUCUUGCGAUGGGUGUAUCUCAUAUAGCGGAGCCUUAGGAAGAAGGCCGGAGGGAAGAUGUAGAGAAUCAGAGUCCCUCCGAUGGAACCGACAAAAUUCCACACCAGUCC